This is a messenger RNA of Mustela lutreola (European mink), 1638 nucleotides long. RefSeq names its product thioesterase superfamily member 5 (gene THEM5). Gene Ontology annotation, biological process: cardiolipin acyl-chain remodeling; long-chain fatty-acyl-CoA metabolic process. The transcript is spliced from 6 exons. The coding region runs from base 320 to 1063 and encodes 247 amino acids. Gene Ontology annotation, cellular component: mitochondrial matrix. The record is from RefSeq and is a predicted model, not a curated record. Lineage: Eukaryota; Metazoa; Chordata; Mammalia; Carnivora; Mustelidae.
UCUUUCUGGACUCAGCCCAGUCCUGUUAAGCAUUCCUGUCCAAGCAGGGUCUGCUCCUCCCCAAGCGCUAGGCGGGGCUUGGGACCAGUGAAAGGCUCCAAACAUCUGUGCUCUUGUGUCAACCCAGCCCAGCCUUGCCUAAUCAUCUGCGGAGGCAGCUUGCUGCUGGAAGCCUGGUGACCGAAAAGGUGAGAGGCUUGUACCAGAGGUGGCAGCGAUCCCCGCAGCACCCAGCUACAUCCAAAAAGCACUCACUCACUUUGCUGCUUUCUCAAGAGUCUGCCGGUGGUCCCACCAGCCCCAGCCUCAGAACUCAGCCAUGAUCAGGAGAAGCUUCCUGGGGGCAGUAAGACUUGGCCAGCACAAGGUCCUUCCUGGCGUCCCGCAAGUCUUACCCAGACUCAGCCCCACCUCAGCAUUCGGAUCCUCCGCGGACUCCCUGGUCUCAAGGUUCUGUCCAGAGAAGACGGAUUUGAAGGAUUACGCCCUUCCCAAUGCCAGCUGGUGUCCAGACAUGCUGAACCUAUACCAGGAAUUUCUGGAGAAGACCAAGACCGAUGGCUGGGUCAAACUCCCCUCCUUCAAGUCCAACAGAGACCACAUCCAGGGGCUGAAACUCCCAUUUGGGUUAGCAGUUGCCUCAGACAAAAGCGACUGGCGCAUCUUCACCAGAUGUAUCCAAGAGGAAGGACAAGGCUACGAGUAUGUCAUUUUUUUCCACCCAUCCAAGAAGAAGUCCAUCUGUCUUUUCCAACCUGGCCCCUACCUGGAGGGGCCCCCAGGGUUUGCACAUGGAGGGUCCUUGGCUGCCCUGAUGGACGAGACCUUCUCUAAAACGGCUUACCUGGCUGGAGAGGGGCUGUUCACAGUAAGCCUCAACAUCAGGUUCAAAAACUUGAUCCCUGUGGGCUCUGUGGCUGUCCUGAAUGUUGACGUGGAAAAGAUCGAGGACCAGAAGCUUUACAUGUCUUGCAUCGCCCAGAGUAGGGAUCAGCAGACAGUCUAUGCCAAGUCUUCAGGCGUCUUCCUUCAGCUGCAACUGGAAGAGGAAUCAUCCCAGUAAUAGUCACUAAGCCUUCCUGCUGACUGCCUUGCCUGCUAGGGACCCACUACAGAGCAGGGAGGGGUCCCCAGGAAGUGACUGGUGAGAUAAAGGAGAGGGUGCACUCCUCUGAAUAAAUAGAUUUAUGGCCUCAUUCUCAAGCUAAGACCCUUCUGUGCCCGGAAAUUAGAAUCCCGCCAGCACCUCCCAUAAACCCACUUUCCCAUUCAGCACCAAGAGAUCUCCUGGGCACCUGCAGGUUCCAGGCUCUGGGUGAGGCACCAAGCACACAGCAAGGAAAGACUUUAAAGGGUAUAGCCUGGUGGUGGUCAGUAAGGGUGGGGCGGGGAGGCGCAGUGCAUGGGACAUAAAGUUUUGUUCUUUAGAAAGAGAACUCUGGUGGCCGUAAAGCAAGGGUCAGCAAGCCCAAAGGUGGGAACCCUGGGUGGGAGACCCCAUCACGGCCCCCAGCUAGAGAUAGUAAGGGCCUGACAUGGGUCAGAGCUUUGAAGAUGAAAGAGAUGGAACAUGGGACAAACAAAAGAGCGUGGGACUUUGCUGCUAAUUACAUGUCAUGGACUGGUGAAGAGCUCUGC